GUUCACGUUAUGGAAUUUGAAGCCGGCGUGCGUCCGAUCCUUAGGUUUCGCCUCUGCGUGGGUUCGACUCCUGUCGCGGCUUCAGCGAUGGAUUUGUACCAGGAGGAAGGGAAUCCCGGUAACCUCAAGGUGGCCGCCGCUUCAGAGUUCGUUGGGUUCAAGCUCAAUGUCCACGAGGUCAAUGCUGACGUGUGGCCGCCUGUGCUACCCUCCUGGUCGAAGCUGCCCGCCCUUCAGCUGCCCAGCGGCACGGUGCUCUUCUCGACCAAUGCCAUCUGCAGGUACAUGUUCGAGAGCUCUGGGCAGGAGCUGGGCACGGAGACCGAUCAGUGUCUGGAGUGGGAGCACGCCGAGCUGGAGCCGGCGACGCUGGCAUUGCUGCACGUGACGCUGGCGAAGGACCGCACUGGCGCGGAGCUGGCCGGCGCCCAGGAGGCCGCGAUGGAUCGCCUGCGCCAGAUGGACGGCGCGCUCCGCUCAAGCGAGGGAGACUUUCUCUUGGGGACGAAGCCAAGCCUGGCCGAUCUUGUAUUCUGGUCAACGCUCUUCCCCGUGUUUAGCGAUCGUGUCCUUCCGCUAGCGGAGGAAGCGGACUCCGUGACGAGGCUGCGGGCGUGGUUUCACGCCGUCACGUCGCACCCGCGCCUGCGGGAGACCUCCGACGUCGCCGCGCGGAAGUUCGACUCCGGUCCGGCGGCCGCCUGCGGCGACUGGAUCUCGAAGCGCCCGCGGCAGCGGCCGUCGCCGCGGGCGCCCGGGCACGUCCUGCACCUCGGAAAAGCCGCGGUGAAUGAGCCGGCGGUGGGAGCCGCAGAAUCAGAGCAAGAUGACCCCGCAGUUUGCCCCUGGAAGGGGCCCCCGGAGGCCACGCAGGAAGUGAGCGACGAGGAGGCGAGCAGGGCAAGGGAGGCGUUCCUGCAGGGCUACGCGGGGCUGCCCAAACCGCGAGUCGCCACUCACCCCGUUCUGCCGCAAAAGGGCGAGAAGAACAUUCUGAUCACGAGCGCUCUGCCGUACGUCAACAACGUGCCGCACCUCGGCAACAUCAUCGGCUGCGUGCUGAGCGCCGACGUCUUUGCACGGUACUGCCGCCUGCGUGGCCGGAACACGCUGUACGUGUGUGGCACGGACGAGUACGGCACGGCCACCGAGACCAAGGCCGUGGAGGAGGGGCUGAGCCCGCGGGAGAUCUGCGACAAGUACCACGCGCUGCACGCCGAUGUCUACCGAUGGUUCGGCAUCUCCUUCGACUACUUCGGCCGGACGACCACGGCGCUGCAGACCCAGAUCGCGCAGGACAUAUUCUGGCGUGUGCGUGAGCGUGGCUUCCUGCUCACCGACACGGUGGAGCAGCUGCACUGCGAGCGUUGCUCUCGCUUCCUGGCCGACCGCUUCGUCGAGGGCACCUGCCCCCUGUGCGGCUACGGCGACGCCCGCGGGGACCAGUGUGACAAGUGUGGGCGCCUCAUCAACGCCGUCGAGCUCAAGAACCCGCAGUGCAAGAUCUGCAGGGACACGCCAGUGGUCAAGUCGUCAGAGCACCUCUUCCUCAACCUCCCCAAGCUGGAGGCUCCGCUGCAGGCGUGGCUGGAGGGGGCGUGGGCGGGCGGCGACUGGACGGCCAACGCCCGGCUCAUCACACGCUGCUGGGUGCGCGACGGCCUCAAGCCACGCUGCAUCACCCGGGACCUUCAGUGGGGCACGCCGGUGCCACUCGAGGGCUUCACUGACAAGGUGUUCUACGUGUGGUUCGACGCGCCCAUCGGAUACCUCUCCAUCACGGCGAACUACACACCGCACUGGGAGCGCUGGUGGAAAAACCCCGACGAGGUGACGCUCUACAACUUCAUGGCCAAGGACAACGUCCCCUUCCACAGCGUCGUCUUUCCCUGCUCGCUGAUCGGCGCCGACCAGAACUUCACGCUCGUCAACUCGCUGAUCGCCACGGAGUACCUGAACUACGAAGACGGAAAGUUCUCCAAGAGCCGCGGCGUCGGCGUGUUUGGCGACCAGGCGCGCGACACCGGCAUCCCCGCGGACGCGUGGCGCUUCUACCUGCUGCACCUGCGGCCCGAGAGCCAGGACAGCACCUUCAGCUGGGCCGACUUCCUGCUCACGCACAACGCCGAGCUGCUCAACAACCUCGGCAACUUCGUCAACCGCGCCGGCGUGUUCGUGGUGAAGUUCUUCGAGGGGCGAGUGCCGCCCAUGGAGCUGACGGCGGACGACGCGCGCCUCUUGGCGCUGGUGACGCGCGAGCUGCACGCGUACACACGCCUCCUCGACAAAGUGCGGAUACGGGACGCCCUGCGCUGCAUAUUCAACAUCUCGCGCCAUGGCAACCAGUACAUUCAGCUGCACGAGCCGUGGAAACGCGUCAAGGGCUCGGAGAGCGAGAGGUCGCGCGCCGCCACGGUGACGGCCGUGGCGGUGAACGUGGCGGCGCUGCUCUCGGUGAUGCUUGGCCCCUUCAUGCCGACCGUGGCGGGCGCCAUCCGUGGGCAGCUGCUGGCGCCGCCCGACCGCGACGUGCUGACCGACAGCUUCGCGUGCGCCCUCCCGCCGGGCCACGCCGUGGGCACGGUGAGCCCACUGUUCCAGAAGCUGGAGAUGGCCCACAUGGACGAGCUGAAGAAGAGAUUCGCUGGCAAGCAGAACGGCUCCCCCUCCGUGGUUGCCAAUGGACCGGCGGCAGCCACGGCAACCGCGGAGACCGCGUCCUCAGCAACCGCUGCCACGGCUGUUGCUACGGCAACCGCCGAAGACGUUCAACAACUCGCGGAGGAGGUCGCCAAGCAGGGCCUGCGCGUUCGCGAGCUCAAGGCGGCCAAGGCGGACGCGGCGCUCAUCAAGGCCGAGGUGGCCACCCUCCUUGAGCUCAAGCGGCGCCUCGGCCCGCUCGGGGUCACCGACGGUGCCGCCGCCGCCGCUGCCGGCAAGGCCAAGGGCGGCCGCAAGAAGCGGUAACCGCGCGGCGGUGACGACGCAGUUAACCGGGGACGACGCGCGUGCGACCACGGCAACGGCGGUGACCGUGGGAGCGGUACCCGGAGAGCCGCCCCGUUGGUGGAGAAGAGAUGGACUGAUGCGGUACGAGAGGAUGUGGAGCUGAGUGGACUCGCCAAAGACUGGUACCAGCGGUGUCAAGAUUGGCCUCUAUGGAGGAGGCUCGUGAAGGACGCUACUGGGCGGUGUCAGGCUAGGUUCACCUUGAGGCUACUGGUAAGCUGGAGGCAGUCGCCCUCCAACAACAACAGAGGGCAGGGGAGCGAACGGCAGGCGGCGAAAACGCAGUGAGUUGGCAGUGGGGGGGCCCAGGUGGUGCAUCUGCCAGCCAUUUCAGCCAACCCAUGGCACCCUGGGUCUGUCCCGUGACCUCCUGUCAGUGAUCCUUAAACACUUCACGUGGCCUCAACGUGCACAUGUCCUGGCACGGGCACCGCGAAUAGCGGGGGUAUUGGUGGCAGGAUUGUAAAGUAAUUUAAUUACUUUAAACACUCGGUAUGAGCGUUUAAAGUAAUUGAAUUACUUUAAACACUCGGUAUGAGCGAUGAGAAAACCCGAUAAUCGCAUUAGUUCACCAACAGGCACUGACCAGUGUGGUGAGAGCGUCACGCAGCAGUGGACUCACGCAAGAGGGUCUAUAUUUUUUAUAGACAGAGCCUCCUCUGUCGCCUUCAAACUGUCGGAGCAGGUAGUGAUGAGCACUCUACAGACAGGACAAACGCGCCCGCCGACAUUCAAGGAAAGCCACGCUGGAGUGCAUUUUAAACUUAGCGAUUUUUAUUUUGGGGUUACCACUGAAGCACCACCACAUGAAGCCGUGCGUGUUGAUGUCGCAGACGGCCUUCCCCCUUGGCUCAUCUGCACAUCCCUCCUCACCUCCCUCCUCCUUCUCUCUCUCGCACUUGGGCGUCGUCACAGCUCACAAACGUCUCACCUCCAAAGGUCUUUGCAGAAUCAAAACAUGGGUAUUCAUAAAUGCAACACGUGACUAAUGAA
This is a messenger RNA of Petromyzon marinus (sea lamprey), 4002 nucleotides long. NCBI's taxonomy places the organism in Eukaryota, Metazoa, Chordata, Hyperoartia, Petromyzontiformes, Petromyzontidae. The record is from RefSeq and is a predicted model, not a curated record.